Perkinsus marinus ATCC 50983 is the source of this 675-nucleotide messenger RNA. RefSeq names its product Peroxiredoxin-2, putative. Gene Ontology annotation, molecular function: thioredoxin peroxidase activity. The record is from RefSeq and is a predicted model, not a curated record. Gene Ontology annotation, biological process: cell redox homeostasis; cellular response to stress; response to oxidative stress. Lineage: Eukaryota; Perkinsozoa; Perkinsida; Perkinsidae. Gene Ontology annotation, cellular component: cytosol. The transcript is spliced from 4 exons. The coding region runs from base 29 to 616 and encodes 195 amino acids.
AAGCUUCUUCGGGAUAAAUUUAAUUACUAUGCUUAUUCAAAAGCAAGCUCCAAGCUUCGACAUGCUGGCCUGCAUGCCGGAUGACUCCUUCAAGAAUGUCAAGCUAUCGGACUAUAAGGGAAAAUAUGUAGUCUUGUACUUCUAUCCGGCAGACUUUACGUUUGUCUGUGCUUCCGAGACCAUAGGUUUCCACAACGCUAUGUCGGAGUUCUCGAACCGCAACUGCAUUGUUGUGGGCGCUUCAUGCGAUACUGCGCACGUGCACAAGGCGUGGAAGAACACGGAGAAGAAGCUUGGUGGAUUGGGCACUAAGAUCAACCACCCGAUCAUCGCCGACAACAGUAAAGAACUUGCUCGUGCUUAUGACGUCCUUCUCGAGGAUGACGGCGUAGCUGUCCGUGGUGUAUUCAUCAUUGGUAAGGACGGUGUGGUUCGCUCUGAGAUGAAGAACGAUCUCCCUCUUGGUCGCAAUGUGGAGGAAGUAAUUCGUGUGCUUGAUAGUGUCAUUGAGACCGAUGAGCAUGGCGUUGUCUGUCCUGCUAAUUGGAAGAAAGGCAAAGACACGAUGGUGCCGAGCACUGAGGGCGUCGCCGAUUAUCUCAUGAAGCACACGUGAUGUCGAACUCUCGUCAUUGUUUAUUCAAAUGACGGCUUGGGGGAUGAUUUUAAUGUUUG